This is a messenger RNA of Plasmodium malariae, 1086 nucleotides long. Its product is annotated as conserved Plasmodium protein, unknown function. The transcript has a single exon. Lineage: Eukaryota; Apicomplexa; Aconoidasida; Haemosporida; Plasmodiidae. The coding region runs from base 1 to 1086 and encodes 361 amino acids. The record is from RefSeq and is a predicted model, not a curated record.
AUGCUGCUUUUUUUUGGCUUUUUAUUUAUAGUAACUGCAACUAAUGAACUGAUUAAUAACAGUAGAACUUUAAAAGGUAUGUAUAAUCGAAUUAUUUAUGAAGCAUUUUCGCCUGAACAGGUCAUAAUAAUUAAAAAAAAAAGAGAAAAUGCCGCUGCAUUUUAUUGUCCGUUUGAGAAAAAAAAAAAAAAAACCACGUUUGAAUGCGUCAAAAGAUAUUUGCUAAAAAAUAGUAAGAAUUUAUUUUACUUAUGGAGUCACAAGAUACCUAAAAUACAUCCAAAUCAAAUAUUAGAAAGAGAAAAAAUUUACACUUCAGAAUUUCAUGAUGAGAUAACAAGACGAAUAAUUAAAAAAAGACUGAACUAUGUAGAUAUAUCAUCUUUCAGUACAUAUUGCUCAUUUUAUAAAUUGUGUGUAAGUGAUCUAUUAAAAUUUAAUAAUAGGGAAAAAGCAUAUAAUACUCAUAUGGGAACCAUGCGAAAAAGAUAUUUUGUAAAAACAGAUCACUUAAAUAGUGAUCCACUGGAUGAAAGCAGUUAUAUUUUUAUUACAGGAGAAAAAAAAGAAAAAUAUGCAGAAAGUAUUCCACAAUUUUAUGAUAAAUUUUAUAGCUCUUUUUUUUAUAUAGUAUAUUAUUAUUAUGUUACUUUUAUGAAUAACAUAUUGGACCAUACUUUUUUUUUUGUAUUUAACAAUUAUAAGGAUGACAAGAGUGGAAAACAGCAUAACAGUAAUAAAAUUGUUAGCAAUAAUUAUAUAAUUUAUAAAAAUGAAAUCAUUUACCCAUUUAAGCUUUUUAAGGAGGAUACUACAACUAUGAUUAAAAAUAGUAACACAUAUUAUGAUGAUAUAAAUGACUUUUACUUAAUAGAAAUCUGUCAUUACUUCAAUGGAAUAACAUAUAAACAAAACAUGUAUGGUUUGUUCAAAAGGCUAUCUAAUCUAUAUUUUAAUAUAGAACUCGUUUCCUACUUAUUUCAGUUACCCCCCGUAUUUUACCACACUCUAAUUAUUUUAAUUUCUUCACUAGUUUUUGCUUAUAUUUUUUAUAAAAUCUUCUUAAAAUAUAAAAAUUGUUUUUGA